AUGUGGGGCUGUCUAUCACAAGGGCGAUUACUGUCGAUCUCAACAAAACCCGACCCAAAUGAUGCUGCUGCCUCUGCUCGUUGGCUCGUCUCUCUCAAUUCCUGGGGAGUCUUGAAGUACUCUCUCUCUCUCUCAACUGCUUUUAUUUCCAACUCUUCAAUUCCGAUCAACACUAUCUCAGCUGAUUUGGGUGGAGCUCCCUUUGGGAAUGUGGUGUCAUUUAGCGAUGGAGGGUCUGGAAUCCCUUACUUCUACUUGACAAAUCUAGACCCAACAGCAAAAGAUGCAUUGAAAAAUGAUAAAGCUUCAUUUACAGUCAGUGAAUACCCUCUUGGGACAUGUGGCAGGAAAGACCCGAUGAACCCUACUUGCUCAAAAAUUACUCUAACUGGAAAGCUGAAAUUGGUUGAUAAAAAGUCCAAGGAAGUCGAAUUUGCUAGAAAUGCCUUGUUCUCCAAGCAUCCAGAGAUGAAAGACUGGCCGAAGGAUCACAACUUUCAAUUCUUCAAAUUGGAAAUUGAAAAUAUAUUUCUAAUUAAUUGGUUUGGUGGUCCAAAACCGCUCACAGUGGAACAAUACUUUCAUCCCAAAUUGAACAAUGUUGGCUUCAUUCUCUGA
Molecule: messenger RNA, 618 nt
Organism: Sphenostylis stenocarpa
Lineage: Eukaryota; Viridiplantae; Streptophyta; Magnoliopsida; Fabales; Fabaceae
Source: the annotation of a GenBank genome assembly